Coccinella septempunctata (seven-spotted ladybird) is the source of this 1259-nucleotide messenger RNA. RefSeq names its product alpha-tocopherol transfer protein-like. The transcript is spliced from 8 exons. The coding region runs from base 167 to 1117 and encodes 316 amino acids. NCBI's taxonomy places the organism in Eukaryota, Metazoa, Arthropoda, Insecta, Coleoptera, Coccinellidae. The record is from RefSeq and is a predicted model, not a curated record. Gene Ontology annotation, molecular function: phosphatidylinositol bisphosphate binding. Gene Ontology annotation, cellular component: membrane.
UAUGGCAGUUGUUCUAUUAUAUGCAACGGGUAUUAUUGAAACACAAUCCAGUCGUACGUAGCUUUGAGUUCGUUGUUCUGUUCCAUAUGCGAAGUCACAGAGUGUCCAGAUCUAGGUUGUCGAUUUGUUUUCUUGGAGAUAGUGGAUUUUUUGAUAAAAUUUCGAUAUGAGUGAAUUCAAAAUGGAGAUAGGGGAAGAUGACAUCCCUUUCCUCCGACUGAGUAAGGAAUAUACCCUUAGAUUAGAUUUGGAAGAAUUAGAUGAAGAAUACAAAAAUCGGGCUAUUAAAGAUCUACGUGAGACACCAGAAAAUGUUCAGGAAGCUUUGAAAGCCAUAAGACAAAUGAUAAAGGAUGAGCCUGGAUUGAACCUACCGGUAGAAGAUGAACAGUUUUUAAUCAAGUUUUUGAGGCCCUGCAAGUAUUAUCCAAAUAGUGCCUUCAGAUUAAUGAAGAAAUUCUACACAUUCAAGGCGAAAUAUCCGAAAUGGUCGGCGAAUUUAUAUCCUUCACCUCUACGACAUGUUUUCGACAGAGAAGUUUUUCAAUUUUUACCUACGAGAUCUGCAACAGGAUCGAGAAUAAUGAUAGUCAACGUUGGAACGAAGUGGAAUCCGAAAGAAGUAAGUCUAGAUGACCUGUUCAGGGCAGUGAUGUUAUCAAUUGAGCUGGCCAUGAUCGAACCAAGAACACAAGUUUGCGGUGUGCAUGUCAUUUUGAAUAUGAAGGGCUUGAGCUUGUCACAUGUCUAUGUGUUUUCACCGUCUCUCGCCAAGAUGAUGGUCGAUUGGGUUCAAGAAUGUGCUCCAGUGAGAUUGAAGGCUAUCCAUGUGAUCAAUCAACCUUUUGUUUUCAAUGUGCUUUGGGCAUUAUUCAAACCAUUCGUGGGAGAAAAACUGAGACAGAGGCUAUUCUUCCACGGUUCAAACCUCAAACCCUUGUGCGAACAAAUCUCUGCCAAAUGUCUUCCUCCAUAUUACGGUGGAAUAGCUAAUAUUCCAGAUUUUCCUGGUAGCCUUUUCUCUGACAUGCUCGUCUACGCCGAAAAACGAUUCGAACCCUGCAACAUUUACGGCUACGUGAAAGAGAAAGUGGAGGACGGAGAUGGAAAAGACUGAUUUUGUUUACAUAAUUUGAGUGUAAAUUUAUGGAAUUAAGCUAUAGGAAAUUCAAACACAUAUAAGAUCCUUUAUAUUAGGAAAUAAAGAAUUUUGUAACAAAUAUUAUUUUUUAUGGAAAUAUGUAUCUAUGUGAAAUUAA